Messenger RNA from Haemonchus placei, 513 nucleotides. Lineage: Eukaryota; Metazoa; Nematoda; Chromadorea; Rhabditida; Trichostrongylidae. The record is from the annotation of a GenBank genome assembly.
AUGAGAUUCGAGCUUCGUGUGUGGGCUAUCCUUGCACAUCAAUACGACUUGCCUCACUAUGUUCUCGACUCGGCGGCGCUUUUCAGCAACCUCUACCUAUGCCAUGGGCGAGCCUACCGAUCACCUCGACGUCGAUUUCGUUCUUGUACAGCUGAAUUACGUAGAAGUGAGAAUACCAUUAGCAGCUUUUUACCAGAGCUUGAGAUCCAGGUAGUGCAUUUUUUCGAUCAGUCCCAAUCGCUUCCGCCAUUUUUCCGUGCUCUUGAUCAUUCAUAUCGAAUUUCGACAGUGAGAAAGCCAGCCAUAACCAUGGACUCGCAUAACGCCGUUCAGUCAGAGCCAAACAGUGAAAGUGUGGAAGUAUCACCUUCUAUAACGAUAGAAGAAAUAGACAGACCAUCCACUAGGUGUGAUGGAUCGAUCGCAGACAUACCGUACGUGGACGACUCCGAUUUUGGAGUAUCACCACGGCCAGUUCUGGAAACGCAGUCUCAAAGUGAGUUUUCUUUGUGA